Molecule: messenger RNA, 2828 nt
Organism: Suillus clintonianus
Lineage: Eukaryota; Fungi; Basidiomycota; Agaricomycetes; Boletales; Suillaceae
Product: glycoside hydrolase family 55 protein
Exons: 19
Coding region: 384-2702 (772 amino acids)
Molecular function (GO): polygalacturonase activity
Source: RefSeq, a predicted model, not a curated record
CAAAUAUUUGGGUUGGCACGCUUUUCUAAUAUAAAGAUCAAGUCGCCCUUCAAGACUACCAUGGGGCACCUUGGUCUUUAUUUAAACACUAGAAGUACUAGUCGGUCACCUGAAUGUUUUGCUAAUAAUCUUUAAUCAAGGCGACGUCUUUCCGUCACACGACGUAGGCACCUGCUCAACUUUGCAUGCGGCGCGUACUAGAUCGCCCCUUGUAAUGCGAUGAGAAUUUCUCCAGCAUUUCUCCAUUACGUUAAUACGUUCACGACCACUACUCUGGUACUCUUCGAUUUUGUCCUCAGGGCAUGUAUAAAAUCGGUCCGAAACCUGGCCAUCUGCCAGCGUUUUCUCUGUCGCACUUUGCGGUUUCCACCCACUGGUAAGGCAUGGUGCUCGCAAGCUUACUUUCGCUCGUCCUCAGCGUGAUCGUGAGCCAGACCACCCCGGUCGCCGCACUAGGAUCAGCAUGUGGUGUGCCUCUCACUACUGGAAACGCAGCGUGGGGAGAGCCUUACUGGCUCGAGAACAUCCAGCAUCGGGGUAUAGCACCGUUUGCACCCAAUGCAACGAAAUACCAGGUCUUCCGGAACGUGAAGGAAUACGGGGCUGUCGGUGACGGUGUGCAUGAUGAUACUGCUGCUAUCAAUGCUGCAAUCUCCACCGGUACAAGAUGCGGUAACGGGACUUGCGGAUCAUCAACAACUACUCCAGCAGUGGUCUACUUCCCGGCAGGAUCCUACCUCGUGUCUUCUCCACUUCAGGCAUAUUACUACACAGUCAUGGUGGGCGACGCAAGAACACCCCCGACGUUGCUUGCCAGUGCUAACUUCACAGGAAUAGCUGUAAUCGAUGCCGACCCGUACGGUGCUAACCAGGCAAACUGGUAUACUAACCAGGACAGCUUCUUCCGGUCAGCGCGUAACUUCGUCAUCGACGUCACACGAAUGCCUGCCAAUGUCACGGCCACUGGUAUCCAUUGGCAGGUCUCACAGUCAACGUCACUGGUCAACGUGGUGGUCAACAUGUCUACCAAACCUGGAAAUAAUCACCAGGGCCUAUAUAUGGAGGAUGGAAGUGGUGGCUUUAUGGGAGAUAUCGUAUUCAAUGGCGGAAAGUAUGGUAUCUGGGUUGGAAACCAACAAUUUACGGUACGCAACCUCACCGUCAACGGUGCAGACACAGCUGUGUUCGGAUCCUGGAACUGGGGAUGGACCUACCAACAUGUUAUAAUCAAUGACUGCCAAAUUGGGUUUGAUCUAUCGAAUGGUGGGAGUGGAGGAGAAGCGAUCAUUGACGCAGUCGUCACAAACACACCGGUCUUCCUCAAGACGCCAAAUCACACAAAUGUCUCCGUUGCAGGAUCCAUCGUAUUGAAUAACAUCCAUCUCAACAACGUUUCCGUGGCUGUUAUGGAAAGCAACGCUACUAUUCUUGCUGGUGGAACAAAGAUCAUUGAGUCGUGGGGCAAGGGCAACGUUUAUACAGGAACACACCCGAACGGGACGUUCACACAGGGCAACAUACAAGCCGCGUAUAAGGACCCAAGCCUUUUGGACCAUAAUGGCUUCAUUGUCAGCAAAGGACACCCUAUGUAUGCUGACUAUUCAGUCGACCAGUUCAAGAGCGUUAAGUCAAUGGGAGCCGUUGGAGAUGGGGUGACGGACGACACCGAAGCUAUUAAAUCUGUACUCGCAAAGUACGCUGGAUGCUACAUCAUAUAUUUCGAUGCUGGCAUCUACAAGGUUACCUCGACUAUACAGGUUCCGGCAGGAACACGAAUUGUAGGAGAAGCUUGGACCCAGAUUAUGGGUGCCGGCUCUUAUUUCAAUAAUCAAGAAGACCCGAACGUUGUUGUGCAAGUCGGCACUCCGGGCUCGCAGGGCGUUACGGAAAUAACAGAUAUCGUAUUCACGACGCAAGGACCAACUGCGGGCGCCAUCGUCGUGGAGUGGAACGUCCGCGAUCCCUUUGGUCAACAAGGAGCUGCAGGAAUGUGGGAUUCGCACAUCCGGCUCGGCGGAGCCAAUGGGACCCACCUUCAAGACGGGGAGUGCCCUUCAGGAACCUAUAGUACCGAAUGUUUUGCAGCUUUCCUUGGUUUACAUAUAACCUAUGGUGCAACAGCUUACCUUGAGGGAACAUGGGUUUGGCUGGCAGAUCACGAUCUCGACGGCUUUGACCAGCUAACCCUGUUCAGUGGAAGAGGCAUUCUGUCACACUCUCAGGGUCCUGUCUGGAUGAUUGGUACAUCGGAACAUCAUGUGCUCUACCAGUUUAGUUUGGUCGGAGCAAAGAACCACUACAUGGGUCUGAUCCAGACUGAGACGCCUUACUUUCAACCUGAUCCUGCACCGCCGGGGCCAUUCAGUAUCUCUAGCGUUUACGAUGAUCCAACGUUUGAAAAUGGCAUGAAUAUGGCUUGGGGGCUCUCGGUGCAAUCAUCUAUCGAUAUCAUCGUGUUCGGUGCUGGCCACUACAGCUUUUUCCAGAACUUCAGCACGGCGUGCUUGGGCACCACUGCAUGUCAAACACAGAUGGUCAACGUCGACUGGACCUCUUCCGUCAGCAUCUACAAUCUGGCAACUGUGGGGACAACAUACCAGCUUAGCAUAGAAGGCGACGGGAUUAUCUAUUUCGCCAACAACAGUGAAGGCUUUUCGUCCACUGUGACACUAUGGAGCCCUGCGCGGGCUAUCUACCCAUAGAAAUUACUCGUAUACCCUUUGAUUUAUUCUUUAAUAUGCAAUUGAGCCAAAAGCACACGCUGAUCACGUGAUCGCGUCAUCCUAGAAGAUUCGAAUCUUGACUAGUCUGACUUUGUGUUCGUCGUC